This is a messenger RNA of Rhododendron vialii, 2026 nucleotides long. Its product is annotated as putative nuclear RNA export factor SDE5. NCBI's taxonomy places the organism in Eukaryota, Viridiplantae, Streptophyta, Magnoliopsida, Ericales, Ericaceae. The coding region runs from base 138 to 1631 and encodes 497 amino acids. The transcript is spliced from 12 exons. The record is from RefSeq and is a predicted model, not a curated record.
AAUACCACGCCCCUCUCUCUCUCCCCUCUCUCACAUCCUUUCGCCUCUCGGCAGCUGAAAUACUGUGCGAUAAGACGAGAGAGAGAGAGAGAGAGGAGAGAGAGAGGGACUGAGGAUUUUCUCCCUUCCUUCUUGCAAUGUCCAAGGUGAAGACAGAAGAACUUACCUCCAACACUUCCUGGUGCAACUAUGGCGACAAAAGAGACUUGGAGCAGCUACUUGAUGCCUUUGGCUCUGCUGUAUCUCUCAAGGAUAUAGCCUCUGCCUAUUGUCAAGCAGACUGUGACAUAUAUGCUGCCGGAGAAUUACUAUGUAAUCUCCAGGGAAGCACAUCUAGUUCUUGUGCUUUCGCCUCCAAGGAAGAAUCACUGGCCUCAGAUGACGAUUUGUUAGACAAGUCAAAUCUUGCAGAAACAAAUGGUAUUGCAUCAAAGCCAAAGAAAUGUUCAGCAUCCAUGGGUACUGUUUCUGGUCUAAUUGGAAGAGAGUAUUCUCGUUCCAGGCCCUCAAGAAAUGAAGCGCCUAAAACUAACAAACCUCUGAAAUUGAGUUCGGAAGAUGUGCCUGUAUCUGAGAUUUGGGAUGAAAGAGUUCCAACAGAUAUGUCAGCCUCAGUUGAAAGUAUGCCCAUGGCUACUGAAGAGUUUAUCUUUAAAAUGCUUGGAGAUGGCUUUCAGUUGGACUUGAAGAUCAUCCAUGAAGUUCUCGGCCGUUGUGGGUACGAUGUUCAAAUGAGCAUGGAGAAACUUCUGGAUCUUUCUGCAUGUACUUUGGAGAACUGCAAUGAUGUUUUAGGCAUGGCUGCUCAAAAGCCUAUAGAGAAAUAUUCAGAAUCGAAGUCUCUUUCAUGCCGAGAACAACCGCAGCACAUAAGUUCUGCCAGAAGAAAUGCUUCAUACAAAAGCGACAAGGACCGAUAUACUCUCCAGAAGGAGGUGUUAGAAGCAUUGUUUACUGUUCCUGAAAGAUCUGAAGAGGCACCUGAAAAAAUUAUCCCAGUGAGGAAUGUUAGAAGAUCGAGGGGAUUUGGUCGGGUUGUAGUUGGACCUUUGAAAGACACUACAAUUGAGCAUAAGACCGUGAUUGCAAAACUACUUGUUACAGAGGAUGAAAAUGAAGAGGAUGAGAAUAGCUAUCAGGUCCUACGCAAAGCUGUUAAGGAAUAUUGGACAACAAUGAAAGAAUACUAUAAAGCAGCUGUUGAUGCUUUUGCAAAGGGGGAUCCUGAACGUGCAAACAAACUUCUAGAAGAGGGACAUUUUUUCAAAGAGAAGGCCCGGGACGCAGAUGAGAAAUCUGCAAAAAAGUUUCUUGAAACCAGAGAGGAGGAUGUAGUGUCUCUUGAUCUGCAUGAACAAGACCCUAAAGAAGCCAUAAGCCUUUUGAGGAUUCAUUUAUCUACUCUUUCUGGCAUCCCAUCUAUUGAAUAUCUUAAGAUCAUAGUUGGGGCCAAUGCUGAGGAUAGCAAAGAAGGGGCUCGGAAACGACGGGUUAUGAAGCUUCUGGAGAAAGAAUCCAUUAAAUGGAGCGAGGAAAGGAACGGUCGGACAAUUGUGGUCCGACUGGAUGAGAUUGACCCGAAGGGUUUGAGUUUUGCCAAGAAAAGCAGCAAGAAGCUGUUAGACGAUUAAAUCCUUAAAGGUAAAUCUGUUUUGGAACUUUUGGUGUUCGUCAUCUACUUGGAUAUACGUUUCUCAACUCAAAGAGGAGCUAUUGUAGCUCGGGUCUGCUGUUUUGGAGGAAGUAGACCCCUUCAGUUUUUGAAACUUUUAUCAUUACGAAUUUUGUUUACAAACACAAAGAGGAUGAAGACCUGCCAGAAAGUGGGCAUUUCUGCGAGCGAGGCUAGAUGGUUCAUAGUGACAUUUUCUUGAUGUUUCAUUUUGUUUUUUUGAUCAUCAUGUUUCGUUUUGUUUACGUUUAAGAAAAAAGAAGUUGGAAUGGGUAUUGUAAGUACAAGACGCUUUUGUUCAUCCUUUUUCCAAGUUCAAUGGCACACAAAUAUCUGGAUUGAGUUUCUUCCCAA